AUGAAUGAGAAUGCGAAGAAAACACGAUGUAAAGCAUUUCCGGAUUUCAAAAUAUUGGUGAAUUAUUCUGAUGAGAGAAAUGCUGAAAUUAUUAACAAAAUUCCAACACCAAGAGCACUUCAUUUCUUUAUGGAGGCACUGAUGCGAGAAAUGAACGGCGAUGCAAGUGAUGCGAUAAAAAUUACAAAUGGGCUCAUCAAAUCAAUUUUAAUGAAUAAUAAUACUGAAAUUCCUCAACUAGCAUUAGGUACAUAUGAUAUAGCAAAGGAAGAAAUAUUGAAUGUUAUCGAAAGUGCACUUUCAAUUGAUUAUCGUCAUAUUGAUUACGUAUGGCUUUAUGGAAAUGAAAAACAAAUUGGAGCGAGUUUAUCUCAACAAUUUCAAAAAAAUGAAAUAAAACGAUCAGAUUUAUUUAUAACAGGUAAACUUUGGUGUUCAUUUCAUAAAUUCGAACGUGUUCGUCAACAAUGUGACUCACAAAAUAAUGAAGAAUAUCAAUCAAAUGUAGAUGAUGAUAUUGGUUUUGUUGAAACAUGGAAAGCAACGGAAUUAUUCGUUGAUGAAGGAUUAGUUAAAUCUAUUGGAUUAUCGAAUUUUAAGGAAGAACAAAUAGAACGAAUUCUUCAAAUAUGCAAAUAUAAUGAAAUUCAUACAUAUUGUCCACAAAUUCUUCUUGAAGCUUAUGCACCAUUAGAACAAGGAAAUAGUAGUGGUUUUCAACAACGAAAAGUUACAAAUGAAAAUGACCCUAACAAUGGUCAACGUACAACAAUCAAAGGUGUCUUAACAUGUACAAUAGCAACAAUUCUUAAUGCAAAAUAUUCUGAAUCAGAUAAUUGUUUUAAUAAUAAACAUUUCAAAUUUAAUACAGUUAUGAUUAUGGGUUUAAUUCAUGAUACAAAUCAUGAAGUUAGUGGAAGUUUAGCUACAUAUAAUAUUGAAGAUCAUUCAGGUGGUUUACUUGAAAUCAAAUGGUGGCAUGAUGAUUCUAAUCAAUCAUUAAAACCAUUUACUUAUAUUAAAGUUGUUGGUCAAGUUAAAAUAUUUUCUGGUAAAACCCAUGUUGUUGCACAUCAUAUUAGUAAAAUGCAAACAUUAAAUGAAUUAAUUGCUCAUUCACUUGAAUGUAUACACGCUAGUAUGUUUAUUCGUAAACAAGAACAAAUGAUAAAUGGAACAAAUAAUAAUAUUCAAAAGACAUCAACAACAACAACAACAAUAUCAAAUGGAUUUACACCAAUACAAAAUGCAGUUCUUCAAUUUUUGAAACCUGUUACAUCAAUGACAGGUUGUAGUGUAACAGAAAUAUGUAAACAAUUAAAACAAUUUACUGAAUUUCAAGUGAAACAAGCUUUAGAAUUUCUUACUGGAGAAGGUCAUAUUUACUCGACAACUGACGAUGAUCAUUUUCGUGCUGCAAACAAUUAA
This is a messenger RNA of Adineta steineri, 1428 nucleotides long. The record is from the annotation of a GenBank genome assembly. Lineage: Eukaryota; Metazoa; Rotifera; Eurotatoria; Adinetida; Adinetidae.